AUGACAGUUUCUAUCCAUGGAAUAUUCCGAAACUAUAGGUUUGUCAUUGGGGCACUCACAGCAAUGAUGUUGGUUUUAUUAUUGAGAUCAUCGAGUACUGGUGUUCCAAUACAAAGUUCUAAAGCUGUUGAGCAACCGGUAAAUAUUCAGCCGGUUACGGCUACUCCUGGUUAUUUGGAAGAUAAGGAUAGUGAAUCGAAAAACCCUGAGGUUGCUGCUGCUGUUAAAAGCCAAGCUGUCAAAACUUCACAGCCGGAGAUUAAGGUUGAGGAUUGUAAGAAGAAUCAAUUCGUUGUAAUGAUUGAUGCAGGUUCUACAGGAUCGCGUGUUCAUGUAUAUGAAUUUAAUACAUGUGUUGAGCCCCCAAAGUUGUUGAAAGAGUAUUUCAAACAACUAAAGCCAGGAUUGUCGUCCUUUGACACAGAUGCAGAUGGAGCCGCCAAGUCUCUAGAUCCGCUACUGGAUUUUGCAGUUGAGAAUAUCCCUAAAGAUAUGAGAAGAUGCUCUCCUAUCGCUGUUAAAGCCACUGCAGGCUUGCGGUUGUUGGGGGAGGAAAAAUCUAAGAAGAUCCUUGAAGCAGUUGCCCUACAUUUGGAAAAAGAUUAUGAUUUCCCAAUUGUGAAGGGAGAUGGAGUAAGUGUCAUGGAUGGAAAGGAAGAGGGUGUGUAUGCCUGGAUUACAACCAAUUUUUUGCUAGGGAAUCUUGGAGGUAAAGAGAAAUCAGCUACCGCAGCGAUCUUUGAUUUGGGUGGUGGUUCUACACAGAUUGUCUUUGAGCCACUACCAGAAGCUGUAGCGAUUCCUAAUGCUGCGCAAACGUAUGAAUUGGAAUUUGGAACCCACAAAUACACCUUAUAUCAACACUCCCAUCUUGGUUACGGUUUAAUGCAGGCGAAAGACAAGCUUGAUAUAUUGAUAGUUGAAACAAAUAUUUUGAAUGGUAAUAUUAAGAAAGGUGCCACCUCCGAUUCUUUGGAAAUGGUGUCGCCAUGUCUCGCGCCAGGAGUUGAAAUUAAGAACGUCAAGGUUAAGGUUUCGACGGGGGAAACCUACACUGUCACAUUCAAGAGCCCGCCGGUUUCAAUGGAAGCCCAAUGUAGGUAUCUCGCGGAUAAAAUCUUGAAAAAAGAUGCAGCCUGUAAUGACCCACCUUGUUCCUUUGAUGGAAUUCAUCAACCCUCUUUAAUACACUCAUUCAGUCCUAAUGGUAAACUAUACGUGUUUUCGUUUUUCUACGACCGAACAUAUCCUUUAGGAUUACCCCUGUCUUACAGUCUACAAGAAAUGUUUGACCUAACAAAGUCGGCGUGUAUGGAUAAAAGUACGUGGGAUACUACAUUUGGAAGUAUCGAAGGCGCUUCAAAAUCCCUAAAUACUGAGCCAAGGUGGUGCAUGGAUCUAAAUUAUGAAAUAUCUCUUUUGCAUACAGGCUACGACAUCCCAUUAAGUAGGGAAUUGAACACUGCUAGAACUAUCGCAGGGAAAGAAGUAGGAUGGUGCUUAGGCGCAUCACUUCUUUUAUUGGAUGGGAAUAAAUGGACUUGCAAAAUCAAGCUAGAUACUGGUAUUUAG
This is a messenger RNA of Eremothecium cymbalariae DBVPG#7215, 1572 nucleotides long. It is a transcript of the gene GDA1, whose product is annotated as guanosine diphosphatase. Bases 1 to 1572 code for a protein of 523 amino acids. Gene Ontology annotation, molecular function: UDP phosphatase activity; GDP phosphatase activity. Gene Ontology annotation, cellular component: membrane; Golgi apparatus. The transcript has a single exon. Gene Ontology annotation, biological process: nucleoside diphosphate catabolic process; protein N-linked glycosylation. Lineage: Eukaryota; Fungi; Ascomycota; Saccharomycetes; Saccharomycetales; Saccharomycetaceae. The record is from RefSeq and is a predicted model, not a curated record.